This is a messenger RNA of Dictyostelium discoideum AX4, 2148 nucleotides long. RefSeq lists its product as hypothetical. Gene Ontology annotation, cellular component: membrane. The transcript is spliced from 2 exons. The record is from RefSeq and is a predicted model, not a curated record. Lineage: Eukaryota; Evosea; Eumycetozoa; Dictyosteliales; Dictyosteliaceae. The coding region runs from base 1 to 2148 and encodes 715 amino acids.
AUGGAUCCAUUAGAAGAAUUAAAUAAAGCAUCACGUAGUGUUAGAGUUUCAAUUUAUAACACUACAAAUAAGAAAUUAGUAUUAAAAUCUCACCCAAUCACAUCUGGAUCAUGGAGAGUACAACCACCUGAAACUAUUUUACCAUUAAGUACAGUUGAAUUUGGAUCAGAAUCAAGUAUGAUGGGUAGUACAGAAGCAGGAUCAAUUUAUACAAUUGAUGGUAGUGAAGGAACAUUUGAAUUCUUUUGGAAUAAUCCAUAUUUUGGUAGAAAAGGAUUUAGAAAGAUUGCACCAUCAGGUUAUGAAUCAGAGUAUACCAAUAGUGAUACACAUAAUUGUGUAUUGAAAUUCACAGUGAAGGAAUUGGAUAAUGGUAUGAAGGAGAUUGAAGAUAUGGAAAAGGAGAUUAGAGAUUUACAAACCUAUAUCAAUGAGGCAGAUAGCGGUGUCAAGGGUAUGACUAAGAUGUCACAAGUUUAUCAAAUGCAAAAAGACGAUAAACAAGUGAAACUCGUUGAAAACAAUAUCAAGGAGAAGACCAAACAUUUGGAGGAGAUGAAACAAAGAAAACAGCAAUUGGAGUCCAACGUCACCAAAUUGAGAUCACUAGACACCGACCCAAAAGCAAUGGAGCAGCAAUUGACAAAGAUCAGAGAAUCCAUUGAAUCUUUAGUUAAGCAAAGAAAGGGUAUGGAGCAUAUGAGAGAGGUUUACGAGCGUUCGAAAGAUCUCAAGGCAAUGGAGGCAUUGGAUAAACAAGUUGAAACUAAAAAGAAUGAAAUCGAUUCAUUGAGAAAGAAAGAACAAAAAGUCAUUCAAAAAGUGAUCGAAUUGAAAAAGAGCUUAGGUCUUGGUGCAACUGGUAUUCAAACUAAAAAGAAAGUAGUGGCCUUAUUCGAUUAUACAAAGAGUACAAACGAUGAAUUGUCAAUCGUUGCUGGUGACAUCAUUGAUAUCAUUCAUGAUGAAGAUCCUGAUUGGUAUGGUGGUCAGUUAAAUGGUCAAAUGGGUUACUUUCCAAAAGCUUUUGUUGGUCCAUAUGAGCAACAACAAACUUCAACUUCAACUUCUGCAUCCACCUCUUCUGCCACUGAUAACAAUGGUGAUAGUGUAAAUCAACCAUCAUCAACUGACAAUGCUGAUGAAUACACUGGUGAAGAUUUUAGUCAUCUUUAUCCAAAGGCAAGAGUUGUUUAUGAUCAUAUUCCACAAGAUGAUGGUGAAAUCGAAUUGAAAACAGGUGAAAUUAUAACUGUUUACUCAUGGGAAAGUGAUUAUUGGUGGGAAGGUGUAAAUAAUGGUAAAACUGGUUAUUUCCCAAAUACUUGCGUUGAUUGGGUUGAACCUGAAGCAAGUGUUACAGAUUAUAGUGAUUAUUCAUAUUAUGAAUCAACUGAUUCUACAAUUGAUGAUCAACAACAACAACAACAACAACAACAACAACAACAACCACAACAACCUCAAGCAACUACAAAUACAACUACACCAACUAAAACAACCCCAGUUACACCAACACCAACACCAACCCCAGUUACACCAACACCAACUCCAACACCAACACAAACUAUUCAACCACCACCAACAGCAUUUAUAGCACCAAAUCUUAAAGCAAAUACCACUACAACACCACAUACACCAUUAAAAAGAGAUUUACCAACUGCACCAUCUCCAUCACCAAAAUCUACAAUUGCACCAGUCAUUAAACCAGUAGCACCAACUCCAACACCAACACCAACUCCUGUAACACCAACCCCUGUAACACCAACCCCUACUCCAGUUGUUAAACCAGCUGAACCAUCAACCCCAACUCCAACCCCAACUCCAACCCCAACUCCAACACCAACUCCAACCACUGCAUUUACACCAGCAGUACCAUCAAAACCAGUUACAUCAUCAGCAUCAAUUGUAUCAUCAUCAGCAUCAACUCAAUUCGAUAAAAUUCUUCAACCACUCAUUACUGAUUUCACAAAGAAAUUGGUUGAAGCUCAUCAAAAAGAAACUGCAUUAUUAAAUCAAAAGAUUAGUGCACUCGAAAAAGAAUUAAGAGAAUUAAAAGAAUCUAAUGGUGGUAGUACUAAUAUUAGAUCAUCUGUUACUUCAACUGCAACUGUAGUUUCAAAAGCAAGUCCAGCUGUUAGAAAAUAUUAA